Messenger RNA from Suncus etruscus (white-toothed pygmy shrew), 771 nucleotides. RefSeq names its product V-set domain containing T cell activation inhibitor 1 (gene VTCN1). Lineage: Eukaryota; Metazoa; Chordata; Mammalia; Eulipotyphla; Soricidae. The annotation marks the transcript as partial. The transcript has 4 exons. The record is from RefSeq and is a predicted model, not a curated record.
GUCGUUGGCUUUGGAUUUGGCAAACACUCCAUCACCGUCACUACACUCACCUCUGCUGGGAACAUCGGGGAAGAUGGGAUCCUGAGCUGCACCUUUGAACCUGACAUCAAACUUGCGGAUAUUGUUAUUCAGUGGCUGAAGGAAGGUGCCAGGGGCCCAGUGCACGAGUUCAAAGAAGGCAAAGAUUACCUGUCGGGCCAAGAUGAAAUGUUCCGAGGCAGGACAGCAGUGUUUGCUGAUCAAGUGAUAGUUGGCAACGCCUCUCUGAGGCUGAAAAAUGUGCAACUCACCGAUGCAGGCACUUAUAAAUGCCACAUCAUCACCUCAAAGGGCAAGGGAAAUGCUAACCUUGAAUAUAAAACUGGAGCCUUCAGCAUCCCGGAAGUGAAUGUGGACUACAAUGCCAGCUCAGAAAGCUUACGGUGUGAGGCUCCCCGGUGGUUCCCCCAACCUACGGUGGCCUGGGCAUCCCAAGUUGACCAGGGAGCCAACUUCUCAGAAAUCUCCAACACCAGUUUUGAGCUAAACUCUGAAAAUGUGACCAUGAAAGUUGUCUCUGUACUGUACAAUGUCACAAUCAACAACACAUACUCCUGUAUGAUUGAGAAUGACAUUGCCAAAGCCACAGGAGAUAUCAAAGUAACAGACUCUGAGAUUAAAAGGCGGAGUCACCUACAGCUGCUGAACUCAAAAGCUUCACUAUGUAUCUCUCCUCUGUUGGCCAUCAUCUGGGUCCUCCUGCCUCUCUCCCCUUGCUUGAUGCUAAAAUAA